GACUGAACAGAUGUCACAGGCUGAGAAGGAGCAUCAGGUUGGGGAGGAGGUGCACUCAGAGGAGGUGCAGCAGCAGAGCGAGGAGGAGGUGCAGAUUUUGAAGACGCUUUGGAGCAGAACUGCAACAGUCAGGUCCUGAUCCGGCUCCGAGGAAUGCAGAAAUAUAAAAGUGCUUCACAGAGGCUGAAGGGGGUCCUGGAGCAGAUGGACCAUGGCGUGGUCGAUCUGCAGGAACUCCGGAGGAACCUGGAGCUCGCUGCCGCCAUGUUGGACGCCGUUUACACCGACGAGACCAAGCGUCUGUUGGACACCGAGGACGAGCUCAGCGACCUGCAGGCGGAGUCGGUUCCCAGCGAGGUACGCGAUUGGCUGGCGUGUACAUUCAGCAGGAAGAUGGGUGUGGCCAAGCGGCGCCCUGAGGAGAAGCCGAGAUUCAGGAGCAUCGUCCACGCGGUGCAGGCUGGGAUAUUCGUAGAAAGGAUGUACAGACGGACGUCCAACAUGGCUGGACUCACCUACCCCCCCACGGCGCUGACCGCCCUGAAGGAAGUGGAUCAGUGGUCAUUCGAUGUUUUUUCCUUCCACACCGCCACCGGAGACCACGCCCUCAAGUUCUUAGUCUACGACCUUUUGACCCGCUAUGACCUCAUCGCCAGGUUCAGGAUCCCGGUCCAGGCUCUGGUUCAGUUCGUGGAAGCUCUGGAGGUCGGAUACAGCAAACACAGAAACCCCUACCACAACCUUAUCCACGCCGCCGACGUCACCCAGACCGCCCACUUCCUGAUGCUGCACACAGGCCUCAUGCACUGGCUCAGUGAACUGGAAAUCCUGGCCAUGGUUUUUGCUGCAGCAAUUCAUGACUUCGAACACACAGGGACCACCAACAACUUCCACAUCCACACCAGGUCGGAGGUGGCCAUCCUGUACAACGACAGGUCUGUGUUGGAGAACCACCACGUCAGCGCUGCCUACAGGCUGAUGGCGGAAGAGGACAUGAACAUCCUGGUCAACCUCAACAAGGACGACUGGAGGGAGCUGAGGGCUCUGGUGAUCGAGAUGGUGAUGUCAACAGACAUGUCCUGUCACUUCCAGCAGAUAAAGACCAUGAGGAACGCCCUGACGCAGACACACAGUUUGGACAAAGUGAAGGUUUUGUCUCUGAUGCUUCACGCCGCUGACAUCAGCCAUCCGGCCAAAGCCUGGCCUCUGCACUACCGCUGGACGCACAGUCUGAUGGAGGAGUUCUUCAGACAGGGAGAUAAAGAGGUGCAACUGGGCCUUCCUUUCUCUCCUCUCUGCGACCGAAAGGCCACCAUGAUUGCCCAAUCACAGAUAGGUUUCAUCGACUUCAUCGUGGAACCGACCUUCAGCGUCCUGAUCGACACCACGGAGAAGGUGAUUGGUCCUCUGAUAGAAGAGGACAGGAAGGCCCGGGAGACCGGAACCAGGAGGUCCAGUCUAACAGGAAGUGGAACCGUUACUGUGGAGUCGGUGCAGCGGCAUAGCAGCUGUCGCCAUGGAAAUGGGGAUGACGGACAGACGGACUUCUCACUGACGGCGAUCGACCUGCCGGCUCUGAGGCUCCACCUCUCUGGCGUCAUCGGCAGCAACAAGGACCGAUGGAAGGAGCUGUCAGUGCACGAGCUGGCCAAUAAGGAGCAAGAGGAGCAGCAGGGGGCGGAGUCUAAAGUCAGCCAAUCCCACGCUUCGCCAAGCCACAGCGUUCCAGAUGGAGACACUUCGGACCAAUCACACAGCGCAGAUGACUGCCCGCCCAACGAGUCACAUGACCAAGUGGCCGCAGAUCACCUGACCUGGAACGGGGAAGGGCCUGGCGGAGAGAAGGAGGGGGAAGAGGAAGAGGAGGAUGAGGCGUGUGAAAACGCCUGAGGAGUCUUAUUCCUGUACACUUUCCCUGGAUUGGACAGUGACAGAUCGCCAUGGCAACAGGCGGGGCGGUGCACAGACAUUGAGGUUGAGUUGAUUAAAGUGCCCUGGGUUUCCCCAUAAAGGGCCUCAUACCUUAUGUUUACAACUGAAACUCCAGACUGAUCACACACUCUUCAGACCACGGCUUCUUAGCAGCUUCACAACCCAAACCGGCAAAGAUUCAAUCGAAAAGAACUUGGAAUCAUGAAAAAAAAAGAAAGAA
This is a messenger RNA of Sphaeramia orbicularis (orbiculate cardinalfish), 2152 nucleotides long. It is a transcript of the gene pde1a, whose product is annotated as phosphodiesterase 1A, calmodulin-dependent. Gene Ontology annotation, molecular function: 3',5'-cyclic-nucleotide phosphodiesterase activity. The record is from RefSeq and is a predicted model, not a curated record. NCBI's taxonomy places the organism in Eukaryota, Metazoa, Chordata, Actinopteri, Kurtiformes, Apogonidae. Gene Ontology annotation, biological process: signal transduction.